Molecule: messenger RNA, 1281 nt
Organism: Nicotiana attenuata
Lineage: Eukaryota; Viridiplantae; Streptophyta; Magnoliopsida; Solanales; Solanaceae
Product: glycosylphosphatidylinositol anchor biosynthesis protein 11
Exons: 8
Coding region: 96-797 (233 amino acids)
Biological process (GO): GPI anchor biosynthetic process
Cellular component (GO): endoplasmic reticulum membrane
Source: RefSeq, a predicted model, not a curated record
UACCCAAGGCCCAAAUUACUCUCCUGAUUUAAAUUCCAAGGAGUUAAGAACAAAACGGUUUUUGGUUCGUUUUCCAGAAUCGAAGAACGAAAAAUAUGGACAAAAUGAAGAAGAAGAAACAUCAGGAUGAUCCAAAAGGUGGAAAUGCGAUAUUUUUGUCUGUAUCACCAUUGAAAGCUCUUACUCUUCAUCUGAUCUGUGGAGUAGGGUUAGGUUUAGCUUUCUGGGUAGCUGAACACAUCUACGCCGUCGAUCUCAUCACUCAUCCAUCGCAAACGCUUCGUCUGAUUUCUGUGUUUUUGGCUCCAAUAGUGAUUCUUCUUUACAGUCACCUUCGACACGAUAGGAGCCAAUGCUCUUACGUCAAAGCUAUAGGACGAGGCCUGCUGGCGCUUCCUGCUGGGGCCGUAGUAAAUGCAGCGGGAGCUGCUAUAUUAGGAGCACCUGUUGGUUUCGAGUAUUUUCCCAAGACCCUUAAUUGGUCUCUUCUGAUGUCACUGCUCACUUUUGUACCAGCAGCUUGUGUUUUCGGCUCAUCAUGGACUGAUUGGCACCGUGUAUUUGCUAAAACAAAGACAAAUGGGUCCACAGACUGUAUGAUCUGUCUACCAGCUCAUGGAGCUGUUAUUGGAGCGUGGUUUGGUGCUUGGCCGAUGCCACUUGAUUGGGAAAGCCCAUGGCAGGAAUGGCCUAUUUGUGUGACUUAUGGAGCUAUAGCUGGUUAUCUCGUGGGGCUUGUGGCAUCCUUGGGCUGCAUUUUCUUCCGUAAGCGCCAGCAGUAUCUAAAAGAAGAGUAGAGUCUGGCUUCUGAGAAUUAGCCGUGAAGGCUCUUGAUGCUAAUAAUAGUCUUGGGACGAAGUUAGGCCUUUGGUACUCGAGCCAAAUAGCAAUAUGAUAUCCAAUUUUGCUCUCUUUCUAUAUUCAGUAUAUCUUUCUUCUUUUUUCUAGAGUGUAGUCCAUUUCUUUAACACAUUGAGAAAUGAUGUUCAAGAAGAGAUACAGAAGUUCCUGAAGGAAGUUUUUGCAGGAUGCAUGUUAGUAGAUCAAGCCGAGGGUCUAUCUUUAACAGCCUCUCUCUACUUUCACAAGGUACGGGUAAGGUCUGCGUACACACUAACCUCCCCAGACCGGGGUCACAUUGAGUUUGUCGUUUGUUUGGAUGUUAGUAGAUAUCUAGCAUUUUGCUUCUGUUAACUUGGACAUUUAUGGAUUUGUAAAUUGAACCACUUGUGUGCACGUCUCUCUGGACAUUCAGGUAACUACUUACAAGUUAAACACAUA